UACAGGGCCAGAAAAUCAUCAACACAUCAUUGCUAUAGAUCCUAAAACAUCGAUUAUCAAUGGGAGAAUAGCGAGUUCUCUCGACACUGCAUCGCGUCGCGAAACCCACGCCUGCGAAGUCAGUCGCAAUGACGCCCAAGCGAAGUUUAUCACCCGUCGACGGGCAACAGCCCGAUUCAAAGCGCCCCCGACUCAAGGAUUCCGAAAUUGAGGUGAUACAACUGGAGGACGACGAGAUCAGUUCCAUCGCUUCUUUGGUACCGAAUCCACAUUACCAAGCCAGAACAGGCCUUCAGCGUUCCAUCGCCAUGGUUCUCAAUCAUGACGGCUUCGAAGGAGCAAGCCCCGAAGCGAUGGAGAGCUUCACUGGGAUGGUAGAGACCUAUUUGGAGGGCAUGAUCGAAGCCGCCAAGACUCUCGCUUUGGCUGCUCGCCGCGAACAUCCAGUACCCACUGAUUUCGAACAUGCGCUGCGACGGCACAAUAUCAGUGUCUCAUCACUAAAACCACACUUGAAGCCGCCUGUUCCCAAAACACAAGUGUUUCCUGGCUACGUUGAUGUGUUGCCUGAAGACCUUGACGCAUACACCACACUGCCGCUUCUGGGCGAGGAACUGAGUGGACAGCCCGACAAGGACGAGAAAGACUAUGUCCCAACCUCGUUCCCCGACUUCCCAAGCAAACACACAUACAAGUUCACACCUCAGGAGGACACCAGCAUUCGUGAUUCUAAGAAGAUACGCGAAGAGGCGGCAAGGACCGCUCAGCAGGGCGAGGAUGCUCUCAGACGACUGGUACGAGCAUCCAAGAUGCGAAAACAGAAAGAAGUGAAAAACCUAGUUGAACGAGACACGCAUGGGAAAGAGAGAUUCCGGCUUUGGGAAUCUACAAUGAAACGGUUCAUGGCGACUGAAGGCAGAGGGGAAAACACCGAUCAAAUGGAGAUUGCGGACCACAGCAUGAUUGUCAACGGCGAAGCGCUUUUCUCGCGAAAGGAAGUCCCAAGAGCUGGCAAGCGUUCAACCGCUUUAGCAAGCAAAAAGGUGACGUGAGGAGACCUAAACAAGAUCAUCAGCAUGAUACCCCAUAUACAUAUAAUGGUCCUGGUUGGAUGACGGCGUCAGGUGUUUCUGAGUUUGUUUUGUUCUCCUUUUUUCAACUUUUUUUUUUUUCAUCUCUAUUUGCCCCCCAAAGUCGGGAAUGGGGACAGAUCAAAUACUGAUAUAG
This is a messenger RNA of Fusarium graminearum PH-1, 1227 nucleotides long. RefSeq lists its product as uncharacterized. Gene Ontology annotation, biological process: transcription initiation at RNA polymerase II promoter. Lineage: Eukaryota; Fungi; Ascomycota; Sordariomycetes; Hypocreales; Nectriaceae. Gene Ontology annotation, molecular function: protein heterodimerization activity. Bases 129 to 1052 code for a protein of 307 amino acids. Gene Ontology annotation, cellular component: transcription factor TFIID complex. The transcript has 2 exons. The record is from RefSeq and is a predicted model, not a curated record.